This is a messenger RNA of Callorhinchus milii (elephant shark), 2283 nucleotides long. RefSeq names its product diacylglycerol kinase, epsilon (gene dgke). Gene Ontology annotation, molecular function: ATP-dependent diacylglycerol kinase activity. The transcript is spliced from 10 exons. The record is from RefSeq and is a predicted model, not a curated record. NCBI's taxonomy places the organism in Eukaryota, Metazoa, Chordata, Chondrichthyes, Chimaeriformes, Callorhinchidae. Bases 242 to 1918 code for a protein of 558 amino acids.
CCGCUCCUCUUCCUGCAGCGACUUUCCACCCGCAGCGCGGCCCUGCCCGGGGGAUGGACAACCAGCGGGAGCUGCCUGCGGCCUCGGCCUCGGCCGGUACCCACCGCCCGGGAUCCCGGCAUUGAACCCCCAGGGGCCCGGCACUCACAGCCCGGGGCCAGUACCCCCCCCCCAGCAUGAACGCCGCCUCCUCAAGUUGCAGCCCCCGCCAGGCGGAGCCCUGUGUGCGCUGGGCAGUGUGAUGGCCGGCGAGCCUGGGCCGGACUGGCUGUGGCUGUGGCCGGGGUGCGGCCUGGUGCUGUGGACGCUGGUGGCGGUGCUGGUGCCGGUGUUGCUGAGCUGGUGGGGCAGCGCGCGGCGGGCACAGCGCUGGGCACAGCUGCGGGACAGCGCGCGGGGCAGCAGGCACAGCUGGCACUGCACAGACCUGUUCAGCAAACCCACCUACUGCUGCCUGUGCGGCCUGCCCGCCCUGCAGGGCGCCAGCUGCCUGUGCUGCGGCGUGUGUGUGGACGACACUUGCCUGUCCCAGGCCGACAGGCAGCUCAAAUGUAAGGAGGUGGCGCUGGUGCCGCGCCCGGACGGCAGCCUGAACCAUCACUGGGUGCGCGGCAACGUGCCGCUGCUCAGCCUGUGCGCCGUGUGCCGCCUGCAGUGCGGGACCCAGCCGCGCCUGUGUGACCUGCGCUGCGCCUGGUGCCAGCAGGUGGCGCACGAUGACUGCGUGGCGGCGCUGCCCUCGCGCUGUGACCUGGGCCACUUUCGCCGGGUCAUCGUCCCACCGCAAUACCUCUACCUGGUCAGCAGGGGGCGCGCAGCCGCCUCCCCACAGCUCACAGCCAUGUGCCCAGAGCACUGGACUCCGGUCCUCAUCCUGGCCAACAGCCGGAGCGGCAACAACAUGGGGGAAGGUCUGCUCGGGGAGUUCCGAAUGCUCCUCAACCCCAUACAGGUUGUGGACCUGAGUGAAGUGCCCCCGGGCAAAGCCCUGCAGCUGUGCCGCCUGCUGCCCCCCCGUUCGGUGCAGGUACUGGUGUGCGGAGGCGACGGCACCGUGGGUUGGGUCCUCAAUGCCAUUGAUGAUAUGAAGAUGAAGGGUGAGGAGGAGCUGGUACCACACGUCGCCAUUCUGCCCCUCGGCACCGGCAACGACCUGUCGCAGACGCUGGGCUGGGGAGGGGGCUACGCUGGCGAUCUUUCGGUGCAGGACAUUCUCCGUCAGGUUCUACAGGGACACAGCGUCUGGCUGGACCGAUGGAAGGUGCGAGUGACCAAGGGCUUUUAUAGAGCAACGGUUUUAUCAAUGAACAAUUAUUUCUCGAUCGGGCCGGAUGCUCUGAUGGCGCUGAACUUCCACCAGCAGCGACAGCGGAGCCCCUCCCUCUUCUCCAGCCGCCUCGUCAACAAGGCUGUUUACUUCUUCUACGGGACCAAAGACUGUCUUGUGCAAGCCUGCAAGGACCUGGACCAGAAAAUUGAGUUGGAGCUGGACGGGGAGCGGGUGCAGCUGCCGAGGCUGGAGGGCAUCAUCAUCCUGAACAUCAGCUACUGGGGUGGCGGCUGCCGUCUGUGGGAGGGGAUGGGCGACGAGCCGUACCCACAGGCCAGCUGUGAUGACGGGCUGCUGGAGGUUGUGGGUGUUUACGGCUCGUUUCACUGCGCUCAGAUUCAGGUGAAGUUGGCGAACCCGGUGCGGCUGGGCCAGGCUCACACUGUCAGAGUGAGUAACCACGCGUGUCGAUAUGUGUCGCUGGUGCUGAGAAGUGGGUCGAUGCCGAUGCAGGUGGAUGGGGAGCCCUGGGCGCAGGGACCCUGCACCAUUGUGAUUACACACAAAACGCAGGCCCUGAUGGUUGCUCAUGCGGGUGAGCACUCGGAUGAGGAGGAUUCAAGUCAUUCUGAGACCGAGAUGGAGUGACUGACGGCAGCCGUGCAGGGGGAGGGGAAGCAGCUGAGGUCGGGGCUGAGUGGCUGGUGGAUACCCUGAAUCAGUGUAGAACAUGUGCUUGGGUGUGUGGGGGGGGUGAGGCCCAACGACUAGGUAGCAGCACAACAGGACCUGGGGUCUCGUUCCCCCCCACACCACCCCGCGGAGGUCCAGUGUUUGGAGGGCUUCUACACCAGCCCCGAUCCCUCUGCCCAAUGUCAGACUUUAGAACUCUAGUGUCUGAUCUCAGCCGAGUGGAGGUUUUUGUGGACGAGAUGUUGUGAGUUUGGUUCCUGCCCUGAGACUGAGCGCUCGCUAAUAUUUCAUUUUUUUUAAAAAAGUUUAUUUAAGAGUCA